Volvox carteri f. nagariensis is the source of this 820-nucleotide messenger RNA. RefSeq lists its product as uncharacterized. The record is from RefSeq and is a predicted model, not a curated record. The transcript has a single exon. NCBI's taxonomy places the organism in Eukaryota, Viridiplantae, Chlorophyta, Chlorophyceae, Chlamydomonadales, Volvocaceae. The annotation marks the transcript as partial. Gene Ontology annotation, molecular function: nucleic acid binding; zinc ion binding.
AUGCAAGCAGCCAUAAGCAAGAUGGUUCUCCUCCUGGACGCUCGUGUGCAUAAGAAUCUCAUCCAGAGUAGUAACACAGCAAAGGAGCUCUGGGAUGGUUUGAGGAAGAUGUACGACGAUCUAAACGACGCGGAAGUGGCGUCGCUCGCAGAAGCCUUUGAGCAAAUCAAGAAGGGAGACAAUGAGGCCGUGGACGCAUACGUCACAAGAGCCUACGAAAUGUAUCUGAAGGUCACACGGCACGAGGACUACAAGAUGUCAGUUCCAUUGGGUAUUUUGAAAAGCGUACGAGGCUUGAGUGAUAACGAGUUUGGUACCGAGGAGCGCGUUUUCAGGGCUACUGGGUACCCGAAGACAUUUGAGGAGCUAAGGGCGCGCUUGCUGGCGAUCAACGCCGAAGCGAAUGUUUCUGCAAGGAAGACCGAGUCCGAGCCAGUAGCGGCGUUCAUCGCUAAUCGCAGUUCCAAGGCACAUUUGAUAUGUUACUCCUGUGGCAACACUGGUCACAUCGCCCGCGAGUGCUCCAACGCAAAAGGCGGCACUCCGCAAUCUUCAGGCUUCGGUUCUUCCUCUUCCCGUGUACCGCGCUCAACGCCAGCCGACUCAGCGACGUUGAGGUGUGAUUGGUGCGGGAAGGACGGUCAUGUCGCGUCGCGGUGUUUUCGAAAAAAGGAGGGAAAACCGCGAAUUGGUCAAAAGGAAAUAGUCGCUCUAACCUUGGUAGCUCGCAAACAAGAAUUCACGCCAGGAGACGUGGAACAGCACGCGAAUGGAAAACUAGAAGGGUUUUCCUCUUUUGAUCACUUUAUUCGGCACCGAC